Nematocida ausubeli is the source of this 927-nucleotide messenger RNA. RefSeq lists its product as uncharacterized. The record is from RefSeq and is a predicted model, not a curated record. Gene Ontology annotation, biological process: transcription initiation at RNA polymerase II promoter; transcription preinitiation complex assembly. The transcript has a single exon. Gene Ontology annotation, cellular component: nucleus; transcription preinitiation complex. The coding region runs from base 1 to 927 and encodes 308 amino acids. Gene Ontology annotation, molecular function: TBP-class protein binding; RNA polymerase II general transcription initiation factor activity. Lineage: Eukaryota; Fungi; Microsporidia.
AUGCAAAUGAAGAAAAUAGAACGGGAAAAGUGCCCAGACUGCAAGGAAGAGGAGAAUAUUAUAGAAGAUUACAAGAAUGGAUAUAAUGUAUGUGGUUCAUGUGGGUGUGUUGUAGGGAGUAGAAUAAUAGAUGAACGAGGAGAAUGGAGAACAUUUAGUGACUCUGGGGAGAACCCAAGCCGAGUAGGAGGACCAAACAAUCCCUUCCUGGACACAGAGCAGCUAGACACAUUAAUUUCUUCUGGUUCUGGGCUUGCAUCGUACAGUCUUGCUAAGACCCAAAUGAAAAGCAGCUUGCGUGGCCCAGAGCGUGCACUUAUUAAUGGGCUUAAUCUAAUAACCGCAUUUUGUGAGAGGAAAAAUCUCUCAAAGACAAUAUCAGAUGCAGCAAAAUACGUAUUUAAGACAGUGGAAAAUAAGAAGGUUCUAAAGGGAAAGAACUUGGAGGGAAUUGGGGCUGCCUGCAUAUACAUUGCAUGCAGACAGGCUGGUUUUGUCCGUACGUUUAAAGAAGUGAGUAUACUAACAGCAGUUCCUAAAAAAGAGAUAGGAAGGUGCUACAAAGCCAUAUUCCCACAUAUUGAUAAGCUUGCUGUUGUUUCAACAGAGGACAUUGUGGCAAGAUUCUGCUCAGAUCUAACACUAAGCAUAGAUAUACAGAAGGUUGCCUUGACAAUUAGCCAAAGGGCACAGGCCAUAGGAUGCAUAGCCGGAAAGUCCCCUGACUCCAUUGCAGCUGCCAUUAUAUAUUUGAUCACAUACUUAUUCCCCAUGCAGAAGAAAAUACAGAAGAACAUUCAGAUAGUCACAAAUGUAACAGAUGUGACGAUAAAAAACACGUACAAAGAGCUGCUUCCAUAUAGAUAUGAAUUAGUCCCAGAGGGCAUUGUGCCAAAGCACAUUCUAGACUCCCUUCCCAACUCAUAA